CAGGUGAUAUUAUGGACGUUCAGGCCUUCGCCCGUCUGUCUAAAAAGCUGGCCAAGGUGCCAAAAAGGAAGAAGGAGGAGGGGUCCUCGAACCAGCCCCUUGUUGACGAGGUCCUUAAGAAAGUCGGGGCCUCCACGGUUUCGGAGGGUGGGGGCCACCCCAAGGGAGCCGCUGUUGUUGACACCGGUGCUGAAGCCGGGGGCUCCCAAGCUGGGGAGCUGAAGAGAAAAAAUACCGGGAAGGGCGUCAUGCCUCCGGAGAGCAAGAAGAAGAAAAAGACCGAGGGGACCAAAGAUGCCCCCCUGGUGAUCACUGAAGGGCCAUCUCCCUUCCAAGCUUCGGAAUCUAUCCACCUGGAGGAUUUCGAUGAGGGGGCCUGGCCCCAGGAGACUGUGCAGUUCUCCUUUAAGAAGGGGACUGCGGUCAUGCAUGGCACCCUCGAUCCGAGGGAGUUCCUGAGGGGUGCAACCCCCCCGCUGGAUCGGUCUACCCUCGGCCGGUUCGACGACGAGGCUCUUGAAGUCAAGGCCCUCCAGGCCUCAGUUUCUACCAGCCUGGCUUUCGGAGAAUACCUCCGGAGGAUGGAACAGACUCGCCUCCGGAAGGCGGAAGACGAUGAGGCCCUUAAGAGGCUUGUUGCCAAGAAUACCGAGGCCAUCAGGAAGAUGGCUGAGCUGGAGGAAGCUCUGAGGCAUGCGGGGGAUAAGUUGGAGGCCGUUAAGGUGGAGGCUCGGGCCGAGGGCAAGGCUGAAGCUGAGAAGGCAGCUGAGGAGGCCUCAAAGAAAGCUGCUGAUGAAGCCGAGAAGGCCAAGACUGAGGCUGUGGCCAAAGCAAAAGAGGAUGCUGUUGCUGCUUUCCUUGCCGAGGGGUGGAAAUCCGAUGAGCACCAGGGAUGGGUGGCCUCGGUCAUUGAGCAAGGCGUCGGCGCUUGGUUGAAGGGCCCCGGGUCCGAGUGGAUGGCCCUGAGAGGCAAAGACUAUUUCGAUGGAGGUGAGUUCUUCACCCAGCGCCUGAUAUACCGGAAGCUGGCCGAGCAUUUCAAGAUUCCCAAGGAUGACUUCGAUCCUUCGGCCUAUGGUCUUCCUCCCGGCAGCCUGAUGUGAGGGUCCCCCUCCCGGAGGGCGAGGAAAGGGUUCAGCUUGCAGACUCCGAGUUAAUGAGGGAGUACGGCCUCCAGGACGAAGAAGAUGCGGAGGAUGACGCAGCCUCGAAGCCGAGGGACGAGGCAGCCGCAGAAUCCCAACCUUGAAUUUUUCUAAGUACAUUUGAAUGUAAUAGUGGUAGGCUCCGGCUUCGGCCGUAUAUGUGAACAAACACCUAUUUUGUACCUUGAAUAUUCUUUUGCGGAUGAAUGAAUGAUCGCCUUCGGGCUCUUUGUAUAAAUG
Molecule: messenger RNA, 1385 nt
Organism: Cuscuta epithymum
Lineage: Eukaryota; Viridiplantae; Streptophyta; Magnoliopsida; Solanales; Convolvulaceae
Source: the annotation of a GenBank genome assembly